This is a messenger RNA of Cuscuta campestris, 4792 nucleotides long. Lineage: Eukaryota; Viridiplantae; Streptophyta; Magnoliopsida; Solanales; Convolvulaceae. The record is from the annotation of a GenBank genome assembly.
AGCAAAAUUAAGCCGCCCACUCGUCACUGGGUUAUCUCUUGCAUCCUCAUACUGAUUUUGUAAUUUAAAAGGGGGUUUUUUUAACCCUUUUUUUCUUUCUUCCUUUUUAAUUUUGAAUUGCUGCCGUUUUGGGUUCUCAAUUUAAAGAUCUAUCAAUGCCCGAGUAUUGCUUCACCAACUAUCCAGUGGGAAACAUCAAGACAAUCGAAGCUGUUUGGGUUUUGUUCUCAGAAAAAGAGAGUUUUUCGUUCAAUUGAUUGAUUGCUUUGGAAUUCUGCUUUUCCAUGGCACCGGGCCGGAAAAGAGGCGGCGGAAGCAAAGCUGCUUCCGCCAGGAGACAGUGGAAGAUAGGGGAUCUCGUGCUUGCUAAGGUCAAAGGCUUCCCAGCCUGGCCUGCAACUGUAAGUGAGCCCGAGAAGUGGGGCUAUCCUCCUGACUGGAAGAAGGUGCUUGUCUACUUUUUUGGGACUCAACAAAUAGCUUUUUGCAACCCCUCUGAUGUUGAAGCUUUCACAGAAGAGAAGAAAGAAUCUCUCGUCGGAAAACGUCAUGGGAAAGGUGCAGAUUUUGCUCGUGCUCUGCGGGAGAUAAUUGACUGCUAUGAGAAGUUGAAAAAGGAGUCAACUAGAAGUGAUCUGAUGUAUGAAAUGCCCACAGAAACACACAGUUGUCAAACAAUGAAACAGGUCGUUGGAGAUUCAAGUGAUCGAAACUGUUCAACUAAAAUUGGUACGACUGGAGCUGUAGAGGAAAUAUCAUUUGAUGAACAAAUGCCAUCAAAAGAGCCUAAUGGUAUGGUGGAAGGUAUGCAUUUUAGUAACACUCCUUCAAGAAGGAAACUCAACUCUCUGAGACCACGUAUUUGUACCACACAAAAAAGAUCAUCUAGGAGUUCUUUGAGAAAUGACACUUUGAGGAGGAGUCAAAGGACUAGGAAGUUAUUAGAUGAUGCUAACAUGGAUGGGGUAGGUUCUCCUACAUCCUUUUCAAAUGAUAGUUUUGAAGAGAUAGAUUCUGAAAUUGUUACAGCAGAUUCUGAUUCCUCAAGCUUCAAUGAAGGCAGCAGUGUAGAAUCUGGUUGCAAACUUGAACCUAGGUCCCUGGAGCAUUGUGAAGGGGAGGUAGAGUUUGACCACAAGCUUGAUUUCCAUGGUAAUGCUGUAAUACUUAAGAAGAAGAGGAAACCAAAUAGAAAGAGAUUUCCUAAUGUUUCAACUGCUGCUACUGCAGAUCCUUUUAAAGAAACAAUUUCUGAAACACAGAUGGUUUUAUCUGGACAUAAAGUGUUGAAUAAUGUUGAGAAGCCAACUGAAAGUUUUGUAAAAAGUAUCAAGGAAGAUGGUGAUGAGCACCUGCCACUUUUCAAAAGAGCCAGAGUUCGCAUGAGUAGGGCAUCACCUGUGAAGGAACUUGAUGUUUCUGUGCAGGUAGAGGAUAAAAGGACAGAAGUGUGUAAUGCCCCUAGAGAGCAGUGUACUCUGUCAUUCCAUGAAGGCGAUAGUUCUAUUGCUCAAAAUUUACCCACAUCAAAUACAAGCCCUGUCAAAGUGGAACAAUUUUGCAAUAAAAAAUUUGGUGGUUCAGUUGCUGGUGAGUCUGCUUUGCCUCCGUCUAAACGUCUUCACCGUGCUUUGCAGGCCAUGUCGGCUAACACUUCUGAAGACAAUCAAAGAAAUUUCGGGGGCCUAUCAAAAAUUAAUAAUUCAAUUGGUGGAUGCUCUUCUGUGGGCUAUUGCAGUGGGUCAUUAGAUAGUUGCAAUGUAGAUAAUGAAUCUGGAAAGGAGAGAGUGGAGAAACUUCUGAUAAAUGCUUCAAAGGAUGAUUCCACUCAGCUUACGACAGGAACUGCAGUGCCAGCAGACAUCCUUGAAAUCAAGCCAGCUAAUGUUGGGGAGAUACAAGCCAAGGUGGAAUCGCGUAAUGGAGACUUGGUGAAGAUCUCAAUAAACCACAGUGAUAUGCCAUCAACUCCAAUUGGAUGUGUCAAUGACAACCAUAAAUUCGACGGUUCUGAUUUCUCAAAGCCUUCUGGCGAGUCCACUUGUGAAACUCACCGGUUGUGCUCAGAUUCUUUUGAAAGUAAUAAAAUUGCCACAAGUUCGUCCAAAAUAAACGACAUCCCUCAUAUGCUUGCAUUGGAGGUUAAAUGUGGUGAAACUAACAGUGUGAGUCAACAUUCAUUGGAUGAGACUAAACGAGACAAUGAAAUAUCCAAGGCCGAAGAGGGCAUCAGAAUGAUACUGAAGGAUGCAAGUGCUAUAUCCCCACCUGAAAAUAUAAUGAGUUCUUUACAGCAAGAGAUGCAUCUGUCUUGUUCAAGUUCUAUUUCUGACGAUCAAUUGGGUGAAAAACCUGUAUCAAUUACCUUAUCAUCGUCAUCUCUUACCGAGGGGUUGGAUUCAAGUGCACGAGCAUCUCCUCCGAAUACUUCAGUAUGCAAUACGUCUAAAUCAGAUGGUUUUGUCCUUGAUAAACCAAAGGUUGCAGACAAAGUGAGCAGCAAAAGAGAAGCUAGUGCUGCUCUAGCCUAUUUUGAAUCCAUUUUAGGAGCACUGACUCGGACUAAGGAAAGCAUUGGUCGCGCAACACGUGUUGCUAUAGACUGUGCUAAAUUUGGUGUUGCCACUAAGGUAGUUGAAAUUCUUUCCUCUGUUUUGGAAUGUGAGUCCAGUUUACAUAGAAGAGUGGAUUUAUUUUUUCUAGUGGAUUCUAUUGUUCAGAGUUCAAGAAGCUUGAAAGGUGAUAUUGGUGCUAUAUAUCCUUUAGCUAUUCAAACAGUUCUGCCACGUAUGUUAGCAGCAGCAGCUCCUCCUGGAAGUUGUUCCCUAGAAAACCAGAGGCAGUGCUUAAAAGUGUUGAAGGUUUGGCAGGAAAGAAGGUUACUUCCUGAAUCAGUCAUUCGCCCUCACAUCACAGAGCUGGAGUCGUUAUCUAGUUUUUCUUCUGGUGGUGUAGUCUCUCGGCGCUCUUUAAGAACAGAGCGGACUUCUGACGAUCCACUUAGAGAAAUGGAUGGCAUGAUGGUUAAUGAAUAUGGAAGCAACUCAAGUAUUCAGCUCCCUGGCUUUUCUAUGCCUCCCAUGCUAAAGGCUGCAGUUGACUCUGAUGGAGAGGGUUUUGAGGCUGUUACUCCUGAACACACUGCCACAGAAUCUGAAGGACAGGAAUAUGUUGUCCAAAGCAUUGAGAAGCAUCGAUGUAUAUUGGAAGCAGUUGAAGGUGAACUUGAAAUGGAGGAUGUGGCUCCUCCUAAUGAAGAUGAAAUUCCUGCCAUUAGUAAUGGUCCUAGAAUGGACACAGAACAGGUUUCAGAUUACCCAGUCAUAAAUCAUGUACAAACUCAACCACCAUUCCCAAAGGAUUUACCUGUAACUACACCUACUAUAUUGUUGUCCCCACAGCCACCCCCUCCGUCUUUGCCACCACCGCCCCUUCCAUCUCUGUCACCACCACCCCUUCCGCCUCUGCCACCACCUCUGCCUCCGUCUUUACCACCACCUCCCUCCCAGCCUCCACCUCCUCCUCCACCCCUUCCACCGGCACCUGCUAGUUUUGUUUCUCCUGUUGCAUCUGACUCGAUAUCUAAAGGCGUGCAUUCAAAGUUCUCUUCAAGUUCANCUCCGUCUUUACCACCACCUCCCUCCCAGCCUCCACCUCCUCCUCCACCCCUUCCACCAGAACCUGCUAGUUUUGUUUCUCCUGUUGCAUCUGACUCGAUAUCUAAAGGCGUGCAUUCAAAGUUCUCUUCAAGUUCAGAGAUCACGAAAGACAUUUUAGAAGAAUCUGCUCUGCAAAAACCUGUCAAAGCAAGAUCUGAACCAAGAAUUUCAGAUGCAGAUCAACAUCAAGCCGCUGACAGGAGAGGAAUCCAUCCAUUCAGUAGUGAAUCUGCUCGUCAUCAAUCUGUUUGGACAGCCAAUAACUUGCCACCGGCUGAUGGAACCUUUAAAAAGAACUCCCGAUUGCGUCCGCCACAUCCUGCCCCGUCAAACCAAUUCUCCUAUAUUCAGACUGAUCAGCAAGCUCAAGCAACAAGGAAUGCUCACCAUUCUUAUCCAAACAGAUUUCAUCAUGCGCAUAAUAACAUUGAUCAUGUUGAUCUCUACAGAGGUCGUGAUGCUGGAGAGUACUGGAGGAGCUCAAAUCUGCAUUCUGGCACAUGCUACGAGGACUGUGACAGAGUCCCUUACGACGCUGGUCCGUAUACUUCACCGCGCCAAAGGGGAUAUCGUGAUCACAGAUGGGCUCACCACCCGUCGCGGCCCAUGAACUAUAGAGAAUUCCUACCCCAUAGAAUACACUCGGAAGGCCCAUUCCCAAUAACAAAUAGAGGUUCCAAGUAUUGGAGACCAAGAUAGAGUGGCAGAACCCCUAGACCUCUACUGUUUAUGCCUCUGAUAAAAAUGUGGGGUAUGAAAUCUCUGUCAGUUAUUCCCAGUUUGCCCUUUGUCUGUACAUACACCAUUCCAUCAGCAAUAUAUAAAAAUGUGAUGUAGACUAGAACAAGUGAGCCAAACCCUUCAUCAUGUCAAAGGCAUCAAGUUUCUUCCAUAGAGUUGUAACAUAAUCUUUAGGCAGCGGACUUGUUUUUGUAAAUGCUGUACCCUUUUUUUCUUUGUUAUUUUUCAAUACGGAGUAUUCCAUAAGGUUAUGCACAUUUUUUAGUGUGCUAGAAUUUUUAUCUUAUACUUUCAGUUCUUAGGGUUGUUGUUUUUUUCCCUGUCCUGUAACUGUUCUCGUGUAUUCUCGCAUUUAAUGUCAAAAGAUUAUUUAAUAAUCCAUGAAGUUUAUU